Molecule: messenger RNA, 4374 nt
Organism: Colletes gigas
Lineage: Eukaryota; Metazoa; Arthropoda; Insecta; Hymenoptera; Colletidae
Gene: cactin
Product: cactin
Exons: 9
Coding region: 114-3809 (1231 amino acids)
Biological process (GO): mRNA cis splicing, via spliceosome
Cellular component (GO): cytoplasm; spliceosomal complex
Molecular function (GO): protein binding
Source: RefSeq, a predicted model, not a curated record
CAAUGGCGGAUAUUACUGCGUCGUAGCGUUGUCUUGUUUGAGGUUAGGUGUCAUAAAAAUAUAGGGCAGGGUGUUCUGUGUAAAAUGAUAUAAUAAAUGCAUAUAAAUUAACAAUGGAUAAGUAUUCUCAUAGGAGAGACUAUGAGAGGUCAAGAAAAGACUAUAAAGAUCACGAAAGAUAUAAAGACAGAAUUUCACGUAGGGUUACUGACAGUGAUUAUGAAAGUCGGUCCAGAAGUUCAAAAUCAAGGCAUAAACACUCCAAAAGUUCUAAUGAAAAGUAUAAAAAGUCCAGGCAUAGAGAAUCCUCCGAUUCAUACGAAUCUCACAAAAAAUCUUCGAAACGUAAAAACAAAAAGAGAUCAUCGUCGUCGUCGUCAGUGUCUUCUUCAAAUUCAAGCGAAUCUAGUACCUCAUCCUCGUCUGAUUCUUCCUCAGAUUCUACAAAGCUUUUAGAGAAACUUCAAAAGCAACGUCAGAAACAAAUUGAAGACAAGAAACGUCAAAAAGAACUAAUGAAAGCAACAGAAACUCCGGAAGAAAAGAGAUUACGUCGCUUAAAGAAGAAAGAAGCUAAAGAACGUAAACGUAAAGAAAGAAUGGGUUGGGAUAACGAUUACUUACAUUAUACGAAUACAGAUAAUCCGUUCGGCGAUGGAAAUUUGCUGUCCACGUUUGUAUGGUCUAAGAAACUUGAAAAGGAAGGUUUACUAGGUGUUAGUAGAGAAGCAUUAGAAAUUAGAAAUAGGCAUAAACAAGAGGAGAAUAAAAGAGAGUUAGAGAAAGUUAAGAAAAGGAGACAGGAAAGAGAAUUAGAAAGGCAACAGAGGGAAGAAGAAAUGACAUUGUUGCAAAGAGGAAAAGAAGCUGCCCAGUUGGAACAAUGGGCAAGGCAAGAAGACCAAUUUCAUUUAGAGCAAGCAAGAUUAAGGUCUCGUAUUAGAAUACAGGAUGGUCGCGCGAAACCAAUCGAUCUUCUAGCAAAAUAUAUCAGCGCGGAAGAAGAAGUCGAUGCUGUAGAAAUGCACGAACCUUAUACUUAUUUACGCGGAUUGCACGUGAAAGAUUUAGAAGAUCUUAUCGAAGAUAUUAAAGUUUACAAAGAAUUGGAACGCGGCAAAAACUUAGAUUAUUGGAACGAUAUUACUGUAAUAGUUGAAGAUGAAUUACAUAAAUUGAGAAAAUUAGAAAGAUCAGAGUAUGAAGUGGCUGUUGGUAGAAGAGAAGGAAUACACGAAUCAGUAGCUAAAGAUGUAACUGCUAUUUUCAAAGGAAAAACGGCAGCACAAUUGGAAGCUUUACAGCUACAAAUUGAAGCAAAAAUUACAGGGAAGCCUGAAGGUGUUGACAUAGGAUAUUGGGAAAGUCUUUUGUCGCAGUUAAAAGCGCAUAUGGCUAGAGCACGGUUGAGAGAUCGACAUCAAGAGAAUUUGCGGAAAAAGUUGGAAGUCUUGAUCGCCGAACAAGGCGUGGCUAGAACGGAGAAUGAACCUGAGACUUCGCAAGCGCACAAUGAAGCAACUGGUGAACAGUCGGAGAAACCAGAUGAACCGUCUACCAAUACAGCUACGGAGAAAAGCGAAGAUAGUCAAUCGGACGACGAUCAAGAAGUUACUAACGCGGCUGACGACCUAUUGUCUGAAUCUUUCUGUGAAUAUGAAUCGGGAGGAUAUUCUCCAAAAUAUAUACUUUAUUCUCAACUUGAGCCAGGAACUCUAGUCACUUUAGAAGAAGAUGAUAAUCAGAGAUUAGAGUAUGCGAGAAAUCAAGUGCUUAGUACUGGACGAAAAAUUCAGAACGUAAUGACCGCGGAAGAGCAAGCUAUGCACAGAGAAGCACGUAAAAAUAUGGGUUCCGACGAGGCACAAUUCAGCGUUGAAUCGUCUUUAGAGGCGCAGAUUUAUUUGUGGUCUGACAAGUAUAGACCCAGGAAACCAAGAUAUUUCAAUCGCGUGCAUACUGGUUUUGAGUGGAAUAAAUAUAAUCAAACGCAUUACGACAUGGACAAUCCACCACCGAAAAUUGUCCAAGGUUACAAAUUUAACAUAUUUUAUCCGGAUCUGAUCGACAAAAACACAACGCCCGAGUACUUUUUGUUGAAACGUGGAGUAUCUCUUUACAAUAACCUGGAGCGACCGAAGACCGCGAAUCUCGAGAAACCGAGCGUUCUGGACCCGAAUCUCGUCGACAAACUGGACAUGUCUCUGCUGAGCAAAGAGUUGUUCAGCGAUUCUAUGACGUUGCAUCGCCAUUCGAAAACGAUCAGUGGGGGAACGUCGUCGUUCCCUUCGUCGUCAAGGUGUCGCGAGGACGUCACUGUCAACGGACAACAACAGAGGCCAGCGUCAAACUGUGCACCAACAACGUGGUACCACGGCUUGACAUCGACGCGACACAAACGACGGACGUUCGAGCAGAUUCUGGACGGGAGAUUCGGUCACGUCGACGUUUACGCGGAGUCGCCGAGGAUGCAGAAACAGGCGCGGAUCGUUGGCCAGGAUGCCGCCGCGACGAAGAAGAGCAUCGAUAAUCGGAAACUGGACGAUAACAACAACGGAAACGGCACGAUUGGCUACAAAGUGCCGUCCCUGUCUACGCUGAAGAAGAAGAGCUCAAGACCGAUGAUACAGAAUGAUCUUGAGGUGUUUACAUCCACUUCCACGAGAAGCGCGCCGGAACCGUGCAAAAGUUGCGGCACGCCGAAUCAACCGGAACGAUUUCACAGUCAUCCGAAGAUCAGUCAGCAAAAGAUGAAAGACAGCCCCGCGAAUUCGAAGACGAAAACCCCGAUACCGAAAUCCGUUCAGAAGCCAGUCGCCCUGCACUUCCGUAGCGACAAGAAUAAGAACAAAAUCGAGGAGGUGGACGUUCAGGAAGCGAAGUCGAAAUCGGAUAGUUCGCAAUCGUGCAGACCGUCCUCGGCGCCGGCUAAAAAGGGACCAAGGACCGUCACUUGUUACAUCUGUGGCCGCGAAUUCGGCACCGCCAGCUUUCCCAUUCACGAGCCCAAGUGUAUGCAAAAGUGGGAGCGAGAAAAUAACUCUUUGCCCGCGAACCAAAGACGCCCGCCACCUCAAAGGCCCGACUCCGCGAUCGAUCGAUCGAAAUGGAACGCAGCGGCAUGGGAAGAAAGUCAGGCGCAAUUGGUCCCGUGUUCCAAAUGUGGAAGAACGUUCCUUCCGGAACGGCUGCCGAUACAUCAGAAAAGUUGCAAAGCUCCGCCAAAGAAUCCUGAGACGGAGAGGUCGGAAAACUCUGUUCCGGAAAAGCCAGCGAGCACGUCGCGAUCCGGACCGCCGACGAUCGCAUGCCAGAGUUGUGGCAGAAACUUUGGCACGAAAAGUAUUAAGAUACACGAACCUCAGUGCAUAAAACGAUCUCAAAUCGAGAACGAUAGGCAACCGCGAAGAAAAGACUCGACCGCCCAGCGGAAGUUGGGGUCGACGAGCGUGCAAGAAAUCUCAGUCAGCCCAACAGGGGAGCAACAGAAGAAGACGGUUACAUGCUACAUAUGUGGCAGAGAUUUUGGAUCCACUAGCAUAGCUAUUCACGAGCCACAGUGUCUGAAAAAGUGGCACGUGGAGAACGAGAAAUUGCCAUCUGGCGAAAGAAGAAAAGAGCCGCAGAGGCCCGAGGUUAUCUACACUUGUGAUCCAGGAACAGGAAAUAUGGUAGUAGAUGUGAUGGCAAUGGCUGAGGCUAACUGGAAAUCGCACUUGAAUCAAUUGGUUCCGUGCAAAUAUUGCGGGAGGACUUUUAAUCCUGACCGCGUGAGCGUCCACGAACGGAGCUGUAAGGGGAAUCAUUGAAAUUACAUUGCUCAAAAGAAUUAUAGCCGGGCUGACCCUCUAAUUAUUCUGAGCAGUGUAAAUAAACAGUGUGAUUUUUAUAUCCUUCUAUCGUAAAGUUGCAAAUGCACACGUACACGUAUAUUUCGAAAGAUGUGAAAUUCGUUACACGCGAUGGUAUUCCUUAUACAUUGAAGAAUUUACCAUCUAAUUUGUCGCGACUGAACUUUACAUGUAAUGCAAAUAAUUUCAUCAAACUUUCUCAUAAAUAUGUAGAUUUAUUUGUGUUUCUUUCCAACAGCUUUCUAUAAUGUUUACACUUUUAAUAAGUAAGAUAAUUUCACAGUAUAAUGUGUACAUAGAGAACGAAUGUAAUGUACGUUGCACGAACACUAGUCUCCUUAAAAAUGAGUUUUACAAGAAAACGCACAACCCGUUACUAUUUUCAUAGUCAUCGUAAAAUCGUAUUUAACGUGUCUUUUGUACAACCGUCUGUGUACAACAGACAUAGAGUUGUGAUUGUUAUAUCAGCGUAAUAUUUUGUAUAAGUACAUUGUCGCCUACCAAAAAAUAUUAAAACAACGUU